AUGGGCCCCUGUACCGCCUCCUCAUGCUGCUGCCAGGCCCGUUAAUCUGCCAUGGGCCCCCGUACCGACUCCUCAUGCUGCUGCCAGGCCAGGCCCGUAAUCUGUCAUGGGCCCCUGUACCGCCUCCUCAUGCUGCUGCCAGGUCCAGAGUGUGUCAUGGGUCCCUGUACGGCCUCCCAUUGCUGCUGUCUCCAUCGCCACACUCUGCCAUGUGCCACUUUCAGAUCUCCUCACACUGCUGGUGGUUUCCAUUUUUGUCAUAGGGUGCUGUAUGGCCUCCCAUUGCUGCUGCCUCCACCGCCACACUGUGGCUCCACACUCUGGUUUUGGCCCCGUGACUGGCCAAAUGAGUGAAGUGUGCGGUGAUUCUAAGAUCGACGGCACUCAUCUGCAUGUCAUACUGACUGACAGUAUUAUUUCUCUUCCCCAGCAGACUCCAAGGGCAUUUAAAUUAAAGGUACAGUGUUCUGCACUAAUAUAA
This is a messenger RNA of Staurois parvus, 481 nucleotides long. NCBI's taxonomy places the organism in Eukaryota, Metazoa, Chordata, Amphibia, Anura, Ranidae. The record is from the annotation of a GenBank genome assembly.